AUGUCAUCUGAAGCAUUUGUUACCUUAGCAACAACCGAUGGCUAUGCUCUUGGAGCUUUGGUUGUGGCACAAUCAUUGCGUAGAGUUGGAACACAACGAAGUUUAGUUGUUAUGAUAUCAAACAAAUUGUCCGACUUAAUAAAACAAACAUUGGAAACAAGUUUUGAUGAAGUUGUUGUUGUUGAAGAAUUAAAUUCAUAUGAUAAUGCAAAUUUAACUUUAUUGUCUCGGCCUGAACUUGGUGUUACAUUUACCAAAAUCAACUGUUGGCUUUUAGAAAAAUAUUCCAAAUGUGUUUUUCUUGAUGCUGACGUUCUUGUUUUACGUGAUAUUGAUGAUUUAUUUGAACGAGAAGAAUUUUCAGCUGCACCUGAUGCUGGUUGGCCUGAUUGUUUUAAUUCUGGUGUUUUUGUUUAUCGACCAUCAAAAGAAACAUUUAGAAAAUUGGUUCAAUUUGCAAGUCAACAAGAUGCCUCAUUCGAUGGUGGUGAUCAAGGACUUUUAAAUAAUUUCUUCUCAAAUUGGCGUACAUCUGAUAUAUCUUGUCAUUUACCAUUUAUUUAUAAUGUAACAUCGAAUACAUUUUAUUCAUAUGUUCCAGCUGUUAAACGAUUUCGUAAUGAUAUCCGUCUGGUUCAUUUUGCUGGUGCAUUAAAACCCUGGCAAUUAACAUAUAAUCCACAAAAUGGAAAAUUAUCAGGUAAUUUAGAAGGACAACAUGAUAUUCAGAAAGAAUUUCUUCUUCAUUGGUGGAAAAUAAUGUACGAACGAGUUUGGCCACAAUUAUCGAAAAAUAAUCAGCAAUUUCAACAAAACAAAUCAGGUGUUGGAAUCGAGGGUACAUUAACACAAAGUACAUUUGGUUUUGGUGCCGGAUCCUUAUUUAAUUAUGGUUCAUCAACAAAUGAGCAAGGUGUUCAAAGUGGUUCUGUUGCUCAUCGUCGAGAAUGGGAAGCUGGCGUUGUUGAUUAUCAAGGACGAGAUUCUUUUACUAAUAUUCAAGAACAAUUAGAAAAAAAUAUUGCUCAUCAGCAACCGCAACAAUAUCAUCCAUCACAACAAAAUACUCAAGCAACACUCGGCUUUGAUACUUCUACAGUUGAUGUCAAUCAACAAGCAUCUACUCCAGAAGGUCAAUCAGCAUCAUCUGGUAAAACUGAAUAA
Rotaria socialis is the source of this 1164-nucleotide messenger RNA. The record is from the annotation of a GenBank genome assembly. Lineage: Eukaryota; Metazoa; Rotifera; Eurotatoria; Philodinida; Philodinidae.